This is a messenger RNA of Gavialis gangeticus (Gharial), 4095 nucleotides long. RefSeq names its product solute carrier family 37 member 3 (gene SLC37A3). Gene Ontology annotation, molecular function: transmembrane transporter activity. NCBI's taxonomy places the organism in Eukaryota, Metazoa, Chordata, Crocodylia, Gavialidae. Gene Ontology annotation, cellular component: endoplasmic reticulum membrane. The record is from RefSeq and is a predicted model, not a curated record. The coding region runs from base 145 to 1650 and encodes 501 amino acids. Gene Ontology annotation, biological process: transmembrane transport. The transcript is spliced from 15 exons.
GGGCGGAAGGGAGGAGGGGUGGGUCACGUGACUUCCCGCGAGCCCUGCCGGGGCGUGGGGCGGUCGGCAGUGAGAACCGAGAUGACUUAAGCUACCGUCCAGCCCCUGAGGCCAAGGGCAGGAGCGGGAAGGGAGGCCAGAAGGAUGGCUAUGCCUGGGAGCUUACGGAGGCAACCUGGAAACAGGGCCCUUACGUCCAUUUGCACUCAUCAUCACAUUGCUGUGUUCCUGCUUACCUUUUUCAGUUACUCCCUGCUCCAUGCUUCCAGAAAGACUUUCAGCAAUGUCAAGGUCAGCAUUUCUAGCCAGUGGACCCCUACUUUCCUCAACAGCACUGCCGUGGAACUCCAGCCAUAUGAGCUCUGGAACAGUAGCCAUUUAUUUUCUACUGCGGAAGAAGCCACUCUUUUCCUGGGGACUUUGGACACUAUCUUUCUCUUUUCCUAUGCUGUGGGUCUCUUUGUCAGUGGCAUAGUUGGAGAUCGCCUGAACUUACGCUGGGUUUUGUCUUUUGGCAUGUGCUCCUCUGCACUGGUGGUAUUUUUGUUCGGUACUGUCACAGAAUGGCUGCACUUCUACAACAAGUGGUUCUACUGCUGCUUAUGGGUCCUGAAUGGCUUGUUGCAGUCCACCGGCUGGCCCUGCGUUGUUGCUGUCAUGGGAAACUGGUUUGGAAAAGCUGGGAGGGGCUUUGUUUUUGGACUCUGGAGUGCCUGUGCAUCGGUGGGGAACAUUCUGGGAGCCUUCCUUGCCUCCUGUGUGCUGAAGUAUGGCUAUGAGUAUGCUUUCCUGGUGACCACUUCAGUGCAGUUUGCUGGAGGAGGAGUUGUUUUCUUUGGGCUUAUAACAUCCCCUAAGGAAGUGGGCCUCCCUGAGCUUGAUGCAGAAGAGAAGAGUGUUGCGGAAGAAGAUGCCAACAGACCCUUAAUGAGCAGUGAAGAUGUGGAUGACUAUGACCGAAAUUAUUCCAUUCAGGCAUCUGACAGUAGCAUUCAGCCCAAGGCCAUUGGCUUUUUCCAAGCUUGUUGCCUACCAGGUGUCAUAUUGUAUUCUUUGGCCUAUGCCUGCUUGAAACUAGUAAAUUACUCCUUCUUCUUCUGGCUGCCCUUCUACCUCAGCAACAACUUUGGAUGGAAAGAGGCUGAAGCUGACCAACUCUCGAUUUGGUACGAUGUGGGAGGAAUUAUAGGUGGGACCAUCCAAGGCUUGAUUUCUGACAUGCUACAGAAGAGAGCCCCAGUGCUAGCAGUCAGUCUGCUCUUGGCUGUAGGGGCUCUCUUUGGAUACAGUCGUUCUCCUGACAGCAAACCCAUAAAUGCAGUUAUCAUGGCAGUUACAGGCUUUUUCAUUGGAGGCCCUUCUAACAUGAUCAGUUCUGCAAUUUCUGCGGACUUGGGACGUCAGGAGCUGGUCAGAGGGAGUAGUGAGGCACUGGCAACCGUUACUGGAAUUGUGGAUGGAACUGGUAGCAUCGGAGCUGCAGUGGGCCAGUAUCUGGUGUCUCUGAUCCAGGACAACCUGGGAUGGAUGUGGGUUUUCUAUUUCUUUAUUCUGAUGAUAAGUUCAACAAUCCUGUUCAUUUCACCCUUAGUAGUGAGGGAAAUCAGAUUGCUUCUGCAAGAGAGACAUUUGCGUAUUCUGACUGGAUGACUCAUGCCUCCCUCAAAAACUGUCCAGGGGAAAUCGCCAACUGGGAGAUCAGUCAAAACUCUGGAAGGUUUUAUGGGAGUUUUUUUUUUCCACCUGCACCCAAAAUCAUGCUAACUGAAAAGAUUGUAUUGAGUUGCCUUUGAGAACUUGAUGUUACAGUAUCCAAAUAGCCAAAUGGAUCAUGGAGCUACUAUUCUGAACUCGAGGAACUGAAUUGGCCUUCAAACCCUACCAGAGCUUUUCAAGUCAGCAAGCACUUUCUAAUCCCUUCCCUCCUCUUUUGUGUUUUCAUUGCUGCACUCUUUCCUGGCUUUUCUUGUGGAUGUCCUGCCAAGAGUCAAAUAUAUUUAAAAUUGAAGAUGGAAAACCUGUCCACACAGGGUAACUCUGCUGGGGAAAAGAGGUGGUUCAUGUCAUGAAUAGUCUAAAUUUGUAAACAUGGAUUUUGCUUCUGUGUUUAGAAUGGGUAACAUGAUUUUUUUGGGAUUUUACUUCCCAGAUGUCUUGGAAAUAGCUUUGCUAAGUCCUUCCACAGAUUAACCUCUGCUGCCCUCUGCUAAUAUAUUUCAUAUUUAGAUUAUUUCUCUAUUUCUGCAUACUUGAUCUGUUUUUUAAUUAUUACUGAAGUCUGGAAAAUUGGAUUGAAAUGUCAGAACAUUUUAGUAGUCAAAUAUUAUAGAAUAGUGAAGUAAUACUUUAUCAUGAACAUCUGCAUAGAAGAUAUUUAGUCCACAAGAUUACUUGGAUGGCUUUGGGAUCAGGAAUGAGAUGCAGAUACUUUCAGUACCAAGUUGUCUUUAUGAAUCUAUAGCUGAUGGACACCGCCCAAAAGUCAUCACUGUGGGUAUCUAAUGUUUGUCUGAUGACCUUUCUGAAAGAAGCACCAUCACUGUUCAGUUUUCCUUGAACAGUUAUCUGUAUCUCGGUUGUCCAGGCCUGGCAGAGAAGAUCCGGGAUUGAAUGAAAUGAGCUUGUCCUUUGACACGGUCCUUGCAGACUUUUGUAGUACAUUAGCAAGGCAGCAUAAGGAAACCUGUGCAGCUCUUGCCCGUGCUUCCCUGGCUCUUUAGGAGAAAAGAGAACUUCAGAUUCCAUGGUUCAUAAUUGGCAACAUAGUUUAUUAGAAAAAUAGAGGUAAGCCAGCUACAAAAACAAGUAAUUCUAUUUUACAUAGCUUUUUUAUGUGACACUUGCUACAUUUGUAUCUGAGCAGCUUCUAGUUGUGUAUUAAGAAAUGCAGCUAACAUCUGUCAUUUAUCUGUUAAUUAAGCUGUUUGCCAGUCACCUCCUGAACCAGAUCAAUGAUCCAGUUGCUCAGCUGUGCAAUGUUUCCCUCACCCCCCCCCCCCCCCAUUUUCUGCCUGUAGAUAACUCCUGUUGGCUCCAAAAAAUUCAUUUGAAUAAGACUUCAGUGAAAUAUUUAGUCCAAUUAAUCAUUGUUGCCAGGAUGGAAAAUUUCUUAAAUAACUGAAACCUUGAAAAGGACUUUUUCAAGUAGAAAUUUUGUCUUUUUUUAAACAUAAUGUACAGUAAUUUUUUUUUUUUAAACUUACGAAUGCAAAUGGUGGUUGUGAUGAGUGGAGCAUUGUUAGUGUCUUGCAGUUUCUCUGUAGUCAGUUGUUGCCCAGUGAUUGUUUGUUACUCCUUGCUAUGCCAACCAGUUUCACAACUUCAUUUCCUGGGAUUAUGCAGUUGCACUGUUCUACUGUUUUUCAUCAAGUUUGCUUCCUCUUUAUGGAUGAUUUCUGCUUUCAGAUCUCCUUUUCUCUUCUUUCACUUAACCAUCAAACUUCAGUAAUUGAGGAGAAUUUGCAGUUAAUCAUACUAGGGAUAUACUAGGAGGACUUUGUCCUCUUGUUCAAAUUUUUGCCAUUAUAAAUAGGAGUGAUCAUGAGAGACUGGGGACCUGAUAUGUGCCCUCAGUUUAUUGCAAGAUUGCAGCCUUCAGUUAGUUGUUCAAAUCCCAAGCUUGGCAUUAGUCAGUUUUCCAACGGAAGCAAACUGCUUGAAUUUCAUGUUUGAAAUGGAUGGUGGCAGUCUGUGUGUUCAUCUGAAAAUUUUGAGGUUUUGGAUUCCAAUCCCAGAUAAACAUUUUGGUUAACCAUCCAGGGGCCAAAUACAUUUUUAUGGAAACAAACAUUUGAAGAUUUUAGUGUAAAUCAGUACAGUUGACGUGAAGUGUUCCCUUUUGCAAAAAUAUCAAAUAGGCUGCCAAGGCUCCAUCUACACACUAACUCCUGUUCACAUGUGUUCUUGGAGCAUGGUCUGUUUUGUGGUUAGAACUUGGCUGGCUACACAUUCUUUCUUCUGUCUAAGUCUUUAAAUAUAUUUAUCGUGGGCCCUCUCGUGCUAUGCAUUUCCUCAAGCAGUACAGAUGGGGAGUGCUUUGAUUCUGACCAAUAUCCAAAUCAAUUUCACAUAAAUAAAUUAUUUUUGGUGAAUUGA